AUGUCGAGCGACGAAGAUGAAAUGCGGCAGCUGCGCGCAACCAGCAGCUACGCUGCAGCAGCUAAGGACCGACAGCAGCAGCAGCGGCAUGCAGCAGCUGCAGCAGCAGCAGCAGCAGCACGACGCCCAGUAGCUGCUGCAGAUGACAGCAGCAGCAGCGACGACGACAGCUUCGGCCCGCGGCCAUUGAGCACAGCAGCAGCAGCAGCAGCACCGCGGGGCCUCAGAAGCUGCAAAGAAGAAAACCCGGAGAACCUUCCCACGGCAACAGCAACAGCAGCAGCAGCAGCAGCAGCAGCAGAGUCUGAGGAAAGCGAAGAAGAUGAUGUUGUUGUCGACGAAUCUGCUGCUGCUGCUCUUGCUGCUAUGGGCCUUCCCUCCAACUUCGGGGGCGAGCUGCUGCUGCACCCGAAAGGGCGCAGCAAAAAGAACAGCAGAAGCAGCAGCAGCAGGAAGCGCAGCAACAGCAGCAGCACGCGCGCCAGCAGCAGCAGCAGCAGGGCUCUCGACUCUCUCACAAAGAGAGAGCCUUCAGCAGAUGCUGCUGCUGCUGCGGGCAGCAGCAGCAGCAGCAGCAGCAGCAGCAAACUGGUGAACACAGGCUUGUAUGAGGAGUUGGACCCGUGGCUCUCCCCGCUGCUUGCCGGCUGGCGGGAAGGCGCAGCAGACGCAGCAGCAGCAGACGCAGCAGCAGCAGCAGCAGCAGCAGAUUCAACAGCAGCAGCAGCAGCAGCAGAACUGCCACUGUAUGGCCGCUUCUCGCUGGACUGCCACGGCCCCACAGCCACAACAGCUUUUAGCCUUUCGGCCUCUGGGACCCACUUGGUAUUUCUUUAA
Eimeria tenella is the source of this 837-nucleotide messenger RNA. RefSeq lists its product as uncharacterized. The transcript has a single exon. The coding region runs from base 1 to 837 and encodes 278 amino acids. The record is from RefSeq and is a predicted model, not a curated record. Lineage: Eukaryota; Apicomplexa; Conoidasida; Eucoccidiorida; Eimeriidae.